Messenger RNA from Balaenoptera ricei (Rice's whale), 521 nucleotides. RefSeq names its product protein BEX1. NCBI's taxonomy places the organism in Eukaryota, Metazoa, Chordata, Mammalia, Artiodactyla, Balaenopteridae. The transcript has a single exon. Gene Ontology annotation, molecular function: signaling receptor binding. The record is from RefSeq and is a predicted model, not a curated record. The coding region runs from base 125 to 511 and encodes 128 amino acids. Gene Ontology annotation, cellular component: nucleus; cytoplasm. Gene Ontology annotation, biological process: signal transduction.
CCGAGGUCGACCCCCAAGAGUAAGAGGCGCGGGGGCAGCAGGUCUGCGAGUCGAAGUGUCGCGGCGGUGCACUUGCAGCAAGAAUCGGGAGGAGCAGGAGACAGCGAGGAUAGGCCCAGGAGCAAUGGCGUCCAAAGAGGAACAAGCAGUAAAAAAUCUCUACAUGGAAAAUGCCAACCAGGAGAAUGAAAACAAGGAUGAAAAGGGGCAGGAUGCUAAUAAAGGAGAGCCUUUCGCCCUCCCUUUGGAAGCUGGUGAAUAUUGUGUACCUAGAGGAAAUCGUAGGAGGUUCCGUGUUAGGCAGCCCAUCCUGCAGUAUAGAUGGGACAUGACUCAGAGGCUUGAAGAGCCACAGGCAAGGAUGAGAGAAGAGAAUAUGGAAAGGAUUGGGGAGGAGGUGAGGCAGCUGAUGGAAAAGCUGAGGGAAAAGCAGCUGAGUCAUAGUCUGCGGGCAGUUAGCACUGACCCCCCUCACCAUGACCAUCAUGAUGAGUUCUGCCUUAUGCCUUGAAUCCUGAUGU